UGCCAUUGCAGUGUGCGCUCUGAAGCGUUAGAGUUGCUGUAAGCUUGAGCUGGCUUUGAAUAAAGAGGCGGUCAACAUGUUGGAAUGCGGUUCACCAAUAAGGAUGUACACCUGCCACACGAUGUGGCUUUGUUCUUUCUGAAAUGAAGCGACGCUGGUGUUUUUAUUAUUAUUAUUAUUAUUAUUAUUAUCUCCCCUACACCUUCAAGUAUGCUUUCCAGAAACAAGAGUACAAUUGAACACGCUUCAGUGCCACCCAUGCUGCACGGAAAAUCAGGAAAGAAGGAAAACCCACCCCUUUUGCGACGUAUGCUAUCCCGAAAGAAGAGUAAAAACGAAGCGUCGAAACCAGCCGAGGUGCCCGGAAAAUAUGUGAAGAAGGACACCUCGCCGCUCCUGAGAAAUUUGAUGCCCUCGUUCAUUCGGCAUGGUCCGACCAUUCCAAGACGGACAGACGUGUGUCUGCCAGACUCUGGACCCGCGGGUUAUUCCGUGGCAGCGGUGCCGGCCGUGGUGCCCAGCAGCGAGGCCGUCAUUUCCCGGAACCAGAGUUUCCUGCGGCCGCCAGUGCAGCGGCAGCCCCGUGAGAUUGCGCGGCGGGAGAGCAACCGCCUCUCUGCGCCCGCCUACAUUUCACGCAGCCUGGCUGACAUUCCCCGGGAGUACGGCAGCUCGCAGCCCUUCCUGCCCGAGGUGAACCCAGUGGCGGAGAACGGAGAAGCUAGCAGCGGCGGCCGCUAUUUCUACCCCCCGGACCCGUACUACGAGGGCCAGCGGCGGCGGAACGUACCCGACCGCGUGCACGAGGACUAUCGGUACUACGAACACAGUAACGAUCACUUCCAAAGGGGGCCGGCGCAAGGAAGGCACCCUCAUGCCAUCGGAAGAAUCCAGGCAAAGUCUCUGGGGAACCUGACCAGUCCGGGCGGAGAUGACCUGCCCCUGCCCCCAGGCUGGACGGUGGACUGGACGAUCCGCGGCAGGAAGUACUACAUCGACCACAACACCAACACCACCCACUGGAGCCACCCGCUGGAGAGAGAGGGCCUGCCGCCAGGCUGGGAGAAGGUGGAGUCUGCAGAGUUCGGGGUCUACUACGUGGACCACAUCAACAAGAGGGCACAGUACAGGCACCCCUGUGCACCAAGUGUCCCUCGCUAUGACCAGCCUCCCCCUCUCCCCCCACCUGUCACUUACCAGCCACGGCAGGCAGACCGCAAUCAGCCUGUUCUGGUGCCAGCAAACCCCUACCACACUGCAGAGAUCCCAGACUGGCUGCAGGUCUAUGCCAGAGCACCACUCAAGUACGAUCACAUCCUGAAGUGGGAGCUGUUCCAGCUGGUGGAUCUGGACACAUACCAGGGCAUGCUGAAGCUGCUGUUCAUGAAGGAGCUGGAGCGCAUCGUCAAGUCCUACGAGGCCUACAGGCAGGCCCUGCUCAGCGAGCUGGAGAUGCGAAAGCAGAGGCAGCAGUGGUACGCCCAGCAGCACAGCAAGAACUUCACAGGAAACAUGUGAGAGGAGGAGGAGGACAUGGGCUUAAUCUCCCACUUCCACAGGUUCUUGGACUCGGGGGUUUCCUCCUACACUUACCAAUGCGCUUUUGAAUAACUUGCCGCCCGUUUGUUUGGUUUCAGAUCUGAGAUGUAACGAGGUUUGGGGUGAGGAGGGGUCCAGCUAGAUCGAGCCCAUUUAGCACCCCCCCACCGCCCACCCCACCCCAAUUCCACUGCACAUUCGAGGUGAUGUGCGCUGAGAACUGAAGUGACCAAACGCGGAGGGCAGAAAGAGGGCAUCUUAUAAUCAUUUAUUUAUUGGCUGCAGGGUUGUAGACAAAUAAUACAAAUAAUACGUUGCACCUUUGUCUUUGGGAGGCUGAGUUUUUUUAAUUCCCUGUUAAAUGAUGGGCUGUGCAACCUUUAUUAAUAAUGAAUAAGCUAGAGCAGGACAAGAACACAUUCAUGUCUACUCUAAAGGAGUGAUUCUUGCUGUGAACACCUGGACUGUCUGUCAACCUGUUUUUACGAUUUGAAAUGUCCUGUAUUUCUAUCUGUUUCAUGCUGCAGUGUUUUGUUUGCUUGCUUGUUUUCAGUUGAACAGUUUGUGGCGUGGGCCCUUGCUCUGCAAUGAGAAUCACUUGAUGAUGUUGCUUAGCAGCGAGCCAUUCCUAGGAGCUUAAUUAACCACUUUCUCAGAGAUCAGGUAGCCCCAAGGCUACAUUUGCAAGUAAAAAAAAAAAAAAAGAACCCUGUUUUGUUUCCAUCGAUUAGUUUUUUUUUUUUUUUUUGUGUGUUUUCUUUUAGACCAUCUUUGACUGGUGUUUAAUGUCUAGUUGCAGAUUGUAUUGUAUUUCAGCGUGGAACUUGAUGUGCUCUUAUUUACAGCCUGCUUUCCUUCAUGGUGCAGAAGAGUUGAUCACUUGGGGAAGUUAUUUUACAACCAAAGGAUUUCUAAGACAUGGGAUAAGAAACUUCAGCCCUUCCAGUCUAGGUCUUUGUUUCAACUACAGGGUUUGAAAAAGACCUGUUUGCAUAGCGGUUUCAUUCAUUGCUGGUAUUACUGAGUUUAAUAACACACCUGUGCUUCCUGUACAAUAUGGCUAAUCAAGCUUGUAUUAAAACCUGGAAUGGGUGACACUGCUGUGCAACAGGAGUCUUAUUGCCAUCCCUGAACCAUGUUCUCCACUGCAAUCUAGUGAACUAGCUGUCCGUUGCAUUGCUACAAACAGUGCGUCUGUGUAGGUCCUGGGGCCAGUGCUGAAGCAGUCGUCUUCUGCAUUUGCUGGAGAUAAGCUGGCCCUGCCUGCACUGGUCCUUGGGAAGGUGUUCCACACCAGUGUGGUUACAGUGAGCAUGCACUGCAGCCUCCCAAAGCUACUUUGCCAUGCUCCAGCGUUUCGUCAUCCCGCAUCGAGUUUCAGCUUUGAGUCACUACUUUGCGCUUGCAGAUGUCUAAAUUAGACUAGCUGCUCCCUGUUCAAACAGUCAUGUCCUGCACUGUCAGGCCUCUCCACAAAGCUCCAAGGAUAACAAGAACAUUCAUGAAUGAAGUCAGCAGACCAGCUAGCCAUACACACUCCCUGAAUCACGGACUCAUGCUGGGGGCUCUAUUUUGUUACCUGUAAUGACAGAUUUAUUUUGUACAGAGAAUAUUUCCCUGUAAUUAUUUACAUACUGUGUUUGUUCUUUUCCUAGGUCAUGUGGGGCGAGGGGUUGGAAUUGGGCUGUGCUCCCAGGAUCUUUUUAUUUAUUAAUUCUUUAUAGUGCAAUAUGUGUGUAAACAUUAAUCCUGCAAUAUCAGCAAUCUGUGCCCUUUACUUUAUAUUAAA
Polyodon spathula (Mississippi paddlefish) is the source of this 3328-nucleotide messenger RNA. RefSeq names its product salvador family WW domain containing protein 1 (gene sav1). Gene Ontology annotation, molecular function: molecular adaptor activity; protein binding. The transcript has 6 exons. Gene Ontology annotation, biological process: regulation of cell population proliferation; hippo signaling; apoptotic process. The coding region runs from base 211 to 1518 and encodes 435 amino acids. Lineage: Eukaryota; Metazoa; Chordata; Actinopteri; Acipenseriformes; Polyodontidae. The record is from RefSeq and is a predicted model, not a curated record.